AAUCACUUCUCUAUUCACUUUUUAUUGUAUAUGUAAAUUAUUCACCAGUUAGGAACUUGAUAUCUUCACUCACUUCAAACCUCUACCAAAAAUGGAACAUUCUUCAAUUCUCACUACCCCACCUUCAAAUAUAUCAUCACAAACCUUUCACAUAGCUGGCAUUCUGACAGAUAUCUACGGUCUCCAAGAGUUACCCUCGAGUUGCAAAUCAGUAACGGUAUUAUGGCUCUUAAAUCCAAGAUUAAAGACGAAAGAAGACAUGGCAAGCAUUGCCUCCAAGUGUAUUGAAUCCUGGAACCAAGAAUCGGGCGAGAAGAAAACCGGUCUCCUGGCCAUUGCUUUUGACCAAAGAAAUCAUGGAACAAGAGAGGUGACGCCAUUGUCAAACGAGUCUUGGAGGCAAGGUAAUGAGAACCAUGCUCAGGAUAUGUUCAGGUAUUACUCAAUCAUAAAGUCGCAUUUAUUCUUAUGAACUACCGAGUCCUAACGAGCUUCAGUAUAUAUCAUGGUACAGCUUGUGAUACGAGUCUCUUGAUUGAUCAUCUUGGAUCCUAUAUUUUACUCGCACAGGACGACCCUUCGAUUGACCGACAUAUGGUCUUGGGCGUUUCGCUUGGUGGUCAUGCAGCUUGGCAGGUACUCUUCAGCGAACCGCGAAUUACCGCGGGCGUGGUGAUUAUCGGCUGUCCAGAUUACAUUAGUGAGUUCUGGUGAAACUUGACAUAUCAUAUUCUGAUGUUUUGGUAUCGGAAUUGGUUCAAAUUUUGGGCAAGUGCCUCAACCUAGGAUUUUCCCCCGCGUUCUUUUCAUGCCAAUGCCAUUCCGGGUGUUUAGCCUUCGUUUCCAAGAAGUCCAUAGUGCCUCCCAUUUUGACAACCCAUGAAGUGAUACAUCUACUAACACCCCCAAGACGUAAUGACAGACCGCGCCCGCCUCUCAAAACUCCCCACCUACACAUCAACCAAUGGCGCCACCUUCCUCGGAAGCAAACACUUCCCCCAAUCCCUAAUAACGGUAGCCCAGAAAUACGACCCUAAAUCUUUAUUUUUCGGCACAUCACCCAUCCCUUCGCUGUCUCCAUCUGAACAAUCCCGUCUCCGCCCAACCCUCGAGUCCACCAUCAAAGGAAAACGAAUCCUCGUCUGCUCAGGCGCAGAUGAUAAACUCGUACCUUACAAAAGCUCCGAACCCUUUCUAACCUUUCUGAAAGAAGCAACGGGGAAAGAUGGCUGGUGGGAUGGAGACGUGUAUCUGGAAGAUAACGUAUAUCCUGGCGUAGGACAUGCUUUUAGUGAGGGGAUGGUUAGGGAUGCUAUUAGGUUUGUGAAUGAUACUCUGGCUAGUCCUCCCGCGGCGAAGAUUUGAGGUCUGGAGGCAAGUUUAUACAUUACAUAAUUCAUAGCUCCAAGGCUGAAAUUAAGUCAUGAUUCUUUG
Molecule: messenger RNA, 1434 nt
Organism: Hymenoscyphus albidus
Lineage: Eukaryota; Fungi; Ascomycota; Leotiomycetes; Helotiales; Helotiaceae
Source: the annotation of a GenBank genome assembly